UUCUUUCCUAACUUUCAUCAACAAUUCAAAAAAGAAAAACCCCAUAUUUUUACAGACAUGGGCUUUUUUGUAGCCCUUGCAAGAAAUUUGGAUGCACUUCUUGGGCCUGGAGUAAUGCUUCUAUAUCCAUUAUAUGCAUCUAUGAGAGCAAUUGAGAGCCCAUCAACUCUAGAUGAUCAACAAUGGCUAACAUAUUGGGUUCUCUACUCCUUCCUUACAUUGUUCGAGCUCUCAUGUUGGAAGAUCCUCCAAUGGCUGCCGUUUUGGCCGUACAUGAAGCUUAUAUUCUGCUUGUGGCUGGUUCUUCCCAUCUUCAACGGCGCAGCUUAUAUUUACGAGAAUUUUGUACGAAAAUACGUUAAGGUCGGGAGCUAUGUCGGCUCGAAUGUUCCAGAAGGCCAGAGGAGGGUUCUUCAGAUGAUGAGCCUUGAUGCCAGGAAAUCGGUUGAGAGGUACAUCGAAAAAUAUGGAGCCGAAGCCUUUGACAGGGUCGUCAAAGCGGCUGAACGAGAAGCAAAGCGACAUUGAGGAGUUGUGUUAUUCUUUAAUUUCCAUAGAGAUUAUAUUGAGGUUGUUGUUUGGUAACUCAAUUUGGAAUGAUGUUGUAAUUGCAAUUUUAUGAAAUUGAAUUUGAAGUUAUGAUA
Molecule: messenger RNA, 644 nt
Organism: Salvia splendens (bonfire salvia)
Lineage: Eukaryota; Viridiplantae; Streptophyta; Magnoliopsida; Lamiales; Lamiaceae
Product: HVA22-like protein f
Exons: 5
Coding region: 58-528 (156 amino acids)
Source: RefSeq, a predicted model, not a curated record